Thamnophis sirtalis is the source of this 609-nucleotide messenger RNA. Lineage: Eukaryota; Metazoa; Chordata; Lepidosauria; Squamata; Natricidae. The record is from RefSeq and is a predicted model, not a curated record.
AUGACGACAACAAAAGCUAAGCAGGAGGAGCUCUAUCUGGAAGGAUAUUCCUUCAUUUUCUCCCAUAAAGGCUACGUGACGUUGGACAUGGAGCAAUCUCACGACCUUCUCCAGAACAUCAGCGUCUGCCUCUGUUCUUUGUCCGACUCGCCGUACAAGCAGGCCCUCUUCUCCUACGCCACCAAAGACCAAGACAAGGAAAUCCUGAUUUAUAAGGUCUAUGGCCCGGAUGGGUUUUGGUGGUACACAGUCUACAUCGGUGGUGUCCCUCAGCGCUUCCGGGUCCCCGAUUCCUACCAAGCCUGGCAGAAGAUCUGCAUCAGAUGGUCAUCGGAGACGGGAGUCCUCAGCUUGGAGAUCAAUGGGCAAACGUUGGCCAGGAAGGUGGUACGUCAAGGCUACUUCAUCAAACCUCACGCGUUGGUCCAGCUUGGGCGAGCUCACCACGAGGACGUUUUCUUCCAUGGAGAAAUCCAACAGGUGUACAUGUGGAACACUACUGGUGACAAUAGGUAUAAUCCACCCAUGUUUGGGUGGUCCAACCUGAGGUAUGAAACUCAAGGCAACGUCGCUCUGGAUAACCUUUCCUGGCCACCCUACAUCUGUUAG